CUUCCAUCGUCUAUUGGACUAGAAACUGUUCUCCUAGUGACCUUGACUAAUCGCGCUACUAGUGUUCGGGAGCAUUCUUUUGCGACUCUGCUUCUCAACGGCAUGGCGAAGUGGGGUGAGGGUGACCCGAGAUGGAUUGUUGAAGAACGAGCAGAUGCAAAAAAUGUCAACAAUUGGCACUGGUCUGAUAAAGAUGCGACCAAAUGGUCAGUAAAAACAAUAAAAGAGCUGUUGCUAGGUUCUACUUUUGACAGUGAUUCAUGUUCUGGUAAAAUAACUGAUGUCUCUAAAUGUGAAGGCGAAUCUAACGUUCACGUUCGUAAGGGGAAGUUAAUAUUUCUUUAUGAGUGGCAGAUUGAGAUUGAUUGGGAGGGAAAUAUCAAGGGUUCUGACAACAAGACGAAUUUCAAGGGUAAAGUAGAAAUUUUGAAUAUGAGUGAUGAGUACACGGUGGAUGAACUCGAUACCAAUGUCAGUUGUACUACUUCGUCGUUAAGUGGUGAUUUAAUGAGAACUUUUGUUAAGUCAGCUGGUGUUGAAUGCAUUAAGUCCAAACUAAAAGAAUAUCUUAAACUCCUUAAAGAAGAAUAUGCUCGGGACCUUAUUCUUCCAACCAAAAAUGAUACAAACGGUAAACCCACUAGUGUACCACAGUCUGCUGCAGCACAGAACAAAGUAACUGACAAGGCUGAACGUCCUCCAGCUGAUGCCAAAGAGCCUAAAGAUCUAUCAAACAAAAACCUUUCAAUCACAGAUGAAUUUUUCUGCACACCUGAUGAUCUUUAUAAAGUUUUCACAACUAAAGAGUUGAUUCAAGCCUUUACACGAUCUGAGGCUAUUGUUGAUGCAGUACCCGGUGGGACAUAUUCUGUCUUCAGUGGUAAUAUAUCAGGAGUUUUCGAUGAACUUGUUGCUGGGAAAACAAUUAAGAUGAGGUGGCGUAAACGUGAAUGGCCAGAAAACCAUUACAGUAAUCUAACAUUAGAAAUGAGCGCUUUUGAAGGUGGAACUCGCCUUUCUCUAGCCCAAACUAAUGUUCCUGCCUACGACCUAGACAAUACACGUAAUGGAUGGAGGACCAUUUUUCUUUCUGCACUUAAACAAACAUACGGAUAUGGUGGACGUAUGUUUUAAAAAUUUCAGCUUCUAAAAUAUGCAUUCACUAAAUGAGGAGGAAUCUGCACCAACCUAUACAUAUUAAUCGAUUGUGUAUUUAUGUGGACAGUUCUCGUCAGCAGUUAACAUCCUAAUAAAAGAUUUUGUGAUAUUUGUUGACUUCUCCCUUAAUAGUAUUGAACCCGCGUGUUGCAGUUCUCUGAAUAACUAUAUAUCUAGAAGACAAAAGAGUUAACCAAGGAAAUAUUUACUUUUCAAUUAGAUCUAUGGC
Molecule: messenger RNA, 1387 nt
Organism: Trichobilharzia szidati
Lineage: Eukaryota; Metazoa; Platyhelminthes; Trematoda; Strigeidida; Schistosomatidae
Source: the annotation of a GenBank genome assembly